This is a messenger RNA of Colletotrichum destructivum, 1116 nucleotides long. Its product is annotated as Putative GNAT domain, acyl-CoA N-acyltransferase. Lineage: Eukaryota; Fungi; Ascomycota; Sordariomycetes; Glomerellales; Glomerellaceae. The record is from RefSeq and is a predicted model, not a curated record. Gene Ontology annotation, molecular function: acyltransferase activity, transferring groups other than amino-acyl groups. Bases 63 to 782 code for a protein of 239 amino acids. The transcript has a single exon.
ACACCUGCAGGUUCUGCAAUCUAGAACAGUAAACAACCUCACAACACAGCCAGCUCAUCAGCAUGACGGAAGAACACACGCCAUGGGGGGAAACGAAAGUGAACAUGGCGGACGUCCAACCUCUCGACUUCGUGACGGUAAAAGCCGUCCUGCCGACGAUACCCCUGCCGGCUCACGCCUCGCGGCAACCCAUCAUCACCGAGCGUCUCGUCCUGCGGCCCAUCUCCCCAGAUGAUUUGCAGUCGCUGCACGUCCUGCGCACGCAGCCAGAGGUCAUGAGGUGGUCGGCGGCCGGCCGCGUUGACGCGGACGUGGACGAGACGCGGGCCAAGCUAGCCGAGUGCCUGCCACCCAACGACGCCGACAACUACGACUUCUCCAUCUGCCUGCGGUCGACAGGCGAGUGGAUCGGCAUCGGCGGCUGCAAGCAUCUCUCUGGCGGCGAGCUUGGCUGGCCCGAGAUCGGUUACAUGCUUCGUAAGGACUUCUGGGGCAGUGGCUACGCCACCGAGUUCGUCCAGGCCUUCCUCGAAGCCUGGUGGUCUCUGCCCCGCUCGGAGCGCGAACUCAGCGUCGACGGGGCCACCGUCCGGGGGUGGAGCGGCGGCGAGGCAACUGUGGACGAGAUCAUGACCGCCGUGACGGAGCCGGACAACGUUGCCAGCCAGAAGAUCCUGGGCAAGUGGGGGUUCCGGAAGCUCAAGGUGUGGAAGGAAACUAGCGAAGACGGGGGAAAGGAGACGAUACUCAUUGGUCACGGCAUCGGACGGUCGAAACAAUAGCCCAGAAAUACCACAGUUUGUUGUAAAUGAGGAUGAGGGUAAGUUACUCAACCUCAAACGAACGGAACGAACGGGCUCAUCCCGGACUUUCGAACCUCGCCCCCUUCCCGCCCUUCGGAGCUUGUACGACCGACAUGGAAGGCAGGUGUGGUAAUUGGGUCCCGAAUACAUCGAGGACAGGCUCAAGAAGUUACUCUCGGCUGUCUAUGCUCGGCCAUUUUGAAUGUUCCAAGCCGCUUAAGAAGGAGUGCCGCUGACGGCGGCAGUGGUGCCAACGGAUCGCGGCAGACGGCGACAUUCGGACAUUUCGCAUCGUCCGCCAUUUCCCCGACAU